Molecule: messenger RNA, 960 nt
Organism: Pectinophora gossypiella (pink bollworm)
Lineage: Eukaryota; Metazoa; Arthropoda; Insecta; Lepidoptera; Gelechiidae
Gene: PrBP
Product: retinal rod rhodopsin-sensitive cGMP 3',5'-cyclic phosphodiesterase subunit delta
Exons: 5
Coding region: 166-642 (158 amino acids)
Biological process (GO): sensory perception of light stimulus
Cellular component (GO): cytoplasm
Source: RefSeq, a predicted model, not a curated record
AAUGUGACAGUUCACUACAACAGAAAGCAGAAGCAGGACGUCUGUUGACGAUGUUUAGUUUCAAUUAAAAUUCUCUAAACCAUUUCUUUCAAAAAAAUUUGUGGCACACAAUUCAAGUCCCGGUCCAUUGAAGAAUCUGAAAAGCAUUACAGAAGCACACAAACCAUGACAGAAGUUAUAUCGACCGUAGAAGACGCUCAGCAGCUACGCGUACAGAACAUUAUGAAGGGGUUUCAAGUGAAUUGGAUGAAUCUGCGCGACGCUGACACUGGGAAGAUCCUGUGGCAGCACAAUGAAGAUAUGUCAAAUCCUGACGUAGAGCAUGAAGCCCGUGUGCCGAAGCGGAUCUUGAAGUGCCGUGUGGUAUCCCGAGAGUUGAACUUCAGCUCUGUGGAAUCGAUGGAGCGGUUUCGCUUGGAACAGAAAGUCCUAUUCAAAGGACGCUGCUUAGAAGAAUGGUUCUUCGAGUUUGGCUAUGUGAUCCCUAACUCCACAAACACCUGGCAGUCAGUCAUUGAAUCCGCUCCUGAAUCACAGAUGAUGCCAGCCAACGUACUCAACGGCAAUGUGGUAAUCGAGACCAAGUUCUUCGAUGGAGACCUGGUGAUCACCACCUCACGAGUGCGGCUCUUCUAUAUCUAAAAUACCUACACAACUGCAAGCAUUUACUAGUCAACCUAACUGAUUUUAAGGCAUUUUAUAGUAAUAUACUUAGGACAUAUCCAACCCUUUGACCUCCUCACAGUUACAGGGUGUAAUCUUACCUUCUUUACUAAGUAUUUCUUUACCUUCAAAGACCUAAAUUCCUAAGUGACCUUAAACUCCAUUCCAUUUGACAUUCUGAAUUAUAUACGACUUUGAGCAAUUGUUAGUAAAAAUGUAUUUUAAAUGGAAAGUAUUUUUAGUAUAAAAUCGAAAGUCGAUUCCUUUUUAAAAUUGUUUUCAAUUCUAUUUUAAAAA